CAUGGCAAAUAAUAAUCCCGAAACACUUGCUCAGUUUUAUGGACUGUUUUUAUAUAAGAAGAAGGAUAUAAUAGCUAUUCAGGAGAAACUCGGUAUUGGCCCUGGCAAUGCAAAUGAAUUAGUAGUGCCUCCAGAUUCUGAGCUCAUGGGGAAAACACUUGCCGAUUCUUACGAGCUGUUGUUAGAAUUAGUAGGGGAUUUAAUACCGAUUCAGGAGAAACUCAACAUUGAUGGUAAUCCCAUUCUAGAAGAGGAUAUAAUAGCAAUUCAGGAUAAAUUCGACAUUGUUGGCUAUUCUAAUCAAGAAAGGGCGGAAGAAGUUGAUGAAAAUAUGAGAGCAUGUCUCCGGAAGCUUAAGGAGUUUCAUGGUCCUUUAGAGGAUGAUCCAGGUGUGAUAUUUCCGAAAUAUGGUGAAAUGGAUGUAAAGAAAAUUAUGUUUACUGGAGAUGAGCUUCCAUUAUUUCUGAAGCUCUCUCCUCAACAAUUGCACGAAAUAUUCAUCAAAAAUCCAUCUAGUGCCGGUCAAUGCCCAUGUCUAGAACAGGUUAGCUAA
Rhizophagus irregularis DAOM 181602=DAOM 197198 is the source of this 553-nucleotide messenger RNA. RefSeq lists its product as uncharacterized. Lineage: Eukaryota; Fungi; Glomeromycota; Glomeromycetes; Glomerales; Glomeraceae. The record is from RefSeq and is a predicted model, not a curated record.